UGUAUAUUGUUAAACGCAGCUUGAAGAAGAUAAACAUUGAUGGUGAGAGAAAUUAUUAACAUUGACGCUCGUAAUUUUUGCAUAUUCGUUGAAAUAUUUCUGUAAUUUCGAAGCAAAAGGAUUUAUUUUGUUUAUAAUUGUUUGAUUUCGCUAGAGUAAGAAUAUGUACUCUUGUUUUUAAAAUUUAAUAUAUUUGUUUAUUUUCAAGUCUUGCUCCACGUUUUGUUCUAACCUUAAAGUUAACGAUACAUGUGUGAGAUACCCAUGGUCUAAGAUGAAGUGUCACUACGAAGUGCUGGGUGUGCCCAGAGAUGUUACCAAUGAUGACCUCAAAAAGGCGUAUAGGAAGCUUGCGCUUAAAUAUCAUCCGGACAAGAAUCUUGCUGAUUUGGACAAUGCAAAGGAACAGUUUCUUCUUGUGCAACAAGCGUACGAAAUAUUGAGUGAUCCACAUGAGCGAGCGUGGUAUGAUGCUCACCGAGAUGCCAUCCUUAAAGGUGGUAUUGGUGGUGAUUACAAAGAUGACAGUUUGAACGUAAUGAGAUAUUUCACACCUUCUUGUUAUAAAGGUUAUGGUGAUGAUGACCAAGGAUUUUAUUCAGUGUAUAGAGAAGUAUUCAACAAGUUAGCUGCAGAAGAUUCUGAGUUUAUGGGUGAAAGUGAUAGUGAUUUUGAGAUUCCGAGUUUUGGUGAUUCUCAGAGUUUAUAUGACUCAGUAGUUCAUCCAUUUUAUGCUUAUUGGCAGAGCUAUUCAACAAAAAAGUCAUACUCGUGGUUAGAUCCUUAUGAUAUCCGUGAAGCAGAAAACAGACGCGUGCUGAGAUUAAUUGAAAAAGAAAAUAAGAAAAUCAGGGAAAAAGCUCGCAAACAGAGGAAUGAAGAAGUACGAAAUUUGGUGGCAUUUGUGCGUAAACGCGACAAAAGGGUGCAAGCUCAUGUAAAACUGAUGGAAGAACGAGCUGCUCACAAUGUAAAGAAAGUAGAGGAAACCAGAAGAAAGAAUUUGAAAGAACGCCAAGAAGCUUUAAAAAAUUACCAAGAAUCAGAUUGGUCCAAGUUUUCAAACAUAGAAAAAGAAUUAGAGGUUAUUGAAGCAAGCUUGACUGCAGAAUUUGGUGAAAGUGAAGUUUCACUUGAUAGUGAAAAUGAGAGUGAAAGUGAGUAUCUUGCUGCUAAUAACCUAUAUUGUGUUGCUUGUAAUAAAGUGUUUAAAACAGAGAAAGCAUUUGCAAACCAUGAAAAUUCCAAGAAACACAGAGAAAAUGUGGAAUUAUUGAAAACCACUUUGGAAAAUGAAGAUGAUUUACUGAUUGAAACAAAUGAAAAUGUGAUAGGUAACAAAGAAAGAUUUCUCAAACAGCAAAGCACAUCUAACAAAGAUGAUGAAGAAAGUAUAACUUACAAGAAGGAUGACAUAAACAUUAGAGAUAGAAAAGAAAAUGAAAAUGAAACCAGUGACAAAGAUGAAAACAGCUCAGACACAUCAACGUGCUCUGAAGAGGUAGAGAAAAAGAAAUCUAAGAAGAAACAAAAGAAGGGAAAUGUUGCUAAACUUUUUGAAGAGGAUGAUGUGUCAGACAUUGACUUUGACCUGUCAAUAGGCCAGUCAAGAAAGCAGCGUAAACGAAACAAAGUGUCCCUUCUCACCCAAACUGUACCUAAUACUGAGAAUUCUGUAGAAAUUGAUGACAGGAACGGUGUUGAAGUGGAUCCUGAUAUUUCAGCUCGCUUAGCCAAUGGUGCUGUUGAAACUAACCCGACAAAGAAGACAAGAAGUAAGAAAGCAAAAGAGCCAAAGUUGAAGCUUGUCAGUGGUGUCGUUAGCAGUGAAGAUGGGAGGGUUUCGGAUAAGAAGGUGGACGUUGCCAAAGGGAAGGCGAAGAAAGCAAAAGAAGGUUCUAAAAGGGGUAAAGCUGAUAUGGAUGGGGUUACGGACGUGGAACACUGUUGUGUAACAUGUCGGUGUGAAUUCCCUUCGAAGAACAAGCUGUUUGACCACCUGAAGCGAACGGGGCACUCUGUGUACAUACCAGGCGCUGCGCACGGGAGUGUGCCCAGUGUCGAGGGCAGUCGUCGUGGGAAGGACAAGAGAACUAAGUAAUACAGAAUGUUCACAGUUAACUCAAGCCUUGCAUCAAAGUGGCCCGCAUUAUCCUACUAGAAUGUGAUUGCUCUGGCACUUGUUUACCAAUUGCAUCUUAAUUUAGGGCCUAGGCUAUUGUAUUGUAGUAGUUUUGUUUCCUUUUGCAUGUCAUUUGACAUGAUGUUGCAAGUGUAAGAUAUUAAUACUCUUAAAUCCAAAGAAUAUAUUGUUAAAAUGCUAUGUUUAUUAUGUUUGUGGGACUGCAACACACACUAUGAAUCUGAGAUGGAUUAGGUACACUUAUAUGUUCUAUCCAGUUUGUAUAUUUAAAAUUUUAUAUACAUAAUUUUUUUUGUAAUACCAGUUA
Messenger RNA from Bacillus rossius redtenbacheri, 2450 nucleotides. Its product is annotated as dnaJ homolog subfamily C member 21. The transcript has a single exon. The record is from RefSeq and is a predicted model, not a curated record. Gene Ontology annotation, cellular component: cytoplasm. Gene Ontology annotation, molecular function: zinc ion binding; nucleic acid binding. Lineage: Eukaryota; Metazoa; Arthropoda; Insecta; Phasmatodea; Bacillidae. Bases 275 to 2101 code for a protein of 608 amino acids.